Messenger RNA from Tinamus guttatus (white-throated tinamou), 1488 nucleotides. The record is from RefSeq and is a predicted model, not a curated record. NCBI's taxonomy places the organism in Eukaryota, Metazoa, Chordata, Aves, Tinamiformes, Tinamidae.
AUGAACCUCAUGAAGUCCAAAAAAGGGAAGUGCAGGGUCCUUUACCUGGGGAGGAAGAACCCCCUGCACCAGUACAGGCUGGGGCUGACCAGUAAAAAGAAGGACCUGGGGGUCCUGAUGGGCAACAAGCUGAGCAUGAGCCAGCCAUGUUUGCUUGCAGCUGAGAAGGCCAAGGGUGUCCUGGGCCGCACGAGGCAGAGCGUUGCCAGCAGCUCCAACGAUAAACCGAUUCACAAGACGGGCAUCAGAUAUAAGGAAUGGCUGGGGACUGCGGGGGACAGAUGCACCAGUAUGAGGGAGCGGAGGCUCUGUAUAUGGUGUCUCCGCCUUUCUCUGGAUCCCACAAGCUACCUAUGCUUGUGUGCAGAAGCUUACAAUCCGGAUGAAGAAGAGGAUGACACAGAAACCAGGAUUAUUCACCCUAAAACAGACGAUCAAAGAAACAGACUGCAGGAGGCUUGCAAGGACAUCCUCCUUUUUAAGAACCUCGAUCCGGAACAGAUGUCUCAGGUGUUGGACGCGAUGUUUGAAAAGCAGGUUGAAGGAGGAGAGCAUGUCAUUGAUCAAGGGGACGAUGGUGACAACUUCUACGUCAUUGAUAGAGGCACAUAUGAUAUUUAUGUAAAAUGUGAUGGUGUUGGGAGGUGUAUUGGAACCUAUGAUAACCGAGGCAGUUUUGGUGAGUUGGCCUUAAUGUACAACACGCCCAGAGCAGCUACAAUUAUAGCUACCUCUCCUGGUGCUAUCUGGGGAUUGGACAGAGUAACGUUCCGAAGAAUCAUUGUAAAAAACAAUGCCAAAAAGAGAAAAAUGUAUGAAAAAUUUAUUGGGUCAUUGCCAUUCCUUAAAUCUUUAGAAGUAUCUGAACGUUUGAAAGUUGUUGAUGUGAUUGGCACCAAAGUAUACAAAGAUGGGGAACAAAUCAUUGCUCAGGGUGAGAUGGCUGAUUCUUUCUUCAUUGUGGAAUCUGGAGAAGUAAGGAUAAUAAUGAAAAGAAAGGGUAAACAAGAUGUAGAAGAGAAUGGAGCAGUAGAAAUAGCUCGAUGCUCAAGAGGACAGUAUUUUGGAGAACUUGCCCUUGUAACCAACAAACCACGAGCUGCUUCCGCGUUUGCUCUGGGCACCGUCAAGUGUUUAGUUAUGGAUGUUCAGGCAUUUGAAAGGCUUUUGGGACCUUGUAUGGAAAUUAUGAAAAGAAACAUUGCAAACUACGAAGAGCAGCUAGUUGCGCUGUUUGGAACAAACAUGGACAUUGCUGAUCCCCGUGCGUGAACACAACCUUGGAGCCACGAGAUCUGUUACGAGAAAAUAGCACAGUAGUGGUUAGUCCACUGAGAAAUUGUCUCUCUUCCUAUAGAUGCCAAGCAUUUUCUGUGAUUUUGGGAGUGGGUUUUGGGGUAUUUUUUGGACUUACUACAAUGGAAAUACUAGUAAACAAAAUCGGAAUUUAAUAAAUUGUGGACUUGAUUGUUAAAAGUGCUCACCAUU